UAGAUUAUAGAGCGCUGUGCGCGCGGCGGAUGGAGUCGCUGUUGUUUCUACAGUAGUGCUGCAGUUUGCAGGUGUAUCAGUCUGGGUCGUGUUGAAGGACACUAAGUACAAGUUUGGUAGCCGGAAUUUAUUUUAAUUUAUUUAUUUUUCGUGUGUUCUUUUAGCGUUUAUUUGGUUAGUUAGUUAAUGUAGCCUCAGUGCUGUGUGUGUCCAGCUGGAAGGGAAGCGCGUUCACGCUCAACGGUGUUAUCGGUUGGAGUUGGGAGUUGGAUUGAGGGAACAGCAGCGGCAGCAGCGGCUCCUACUGUUUUCCUUCGCUUUUUUGAGUCAAAACAACUUGAAACAAACGGACUUAUGGACAGUAUGCAAGACGACUUGCAGAAGGACUAAUAUAGCUAGACUUUGUACUCUUUAUCAUAGAUAUUAACGUAUAAAUUUACGUUAAAGUGCGACUAAACGGACAGUAGAAAGUGCCUCUCUCUCUCUCUGAGUGUCUGUGUCUCGCUAAGUAACCAAAGCAGCUAGUAGUUAGCAAGGUUAGCUAAGCUGCUAGCUAAAGCGCUAGCCAGACAGCAGCUCCUGGCUUUGUUUUGCUUGUGUAUUAUAUGAGCGAGGUUAGCUACUUAAGCUAGUUAGCUAACCUAGGUUACAUUUCUUAAAACAAGUCAACGCUUGUUUGUUUCAAGUAUUUUUUUUCUCGUAAAUUACAGUUGUAAUAUGUUUACUUGUUCACUAACGUUUCUGUUCUACUGAAAAAAAAGAACAGUCCGAAAUGCUGCUGCUGAGCUUUAAGAAUGAGAUAGCAAACGGUUAAAUGAGAAAAACACGGUUAUUUUUACGGAUAACCCUCUAAACCACAGCAGUCAGACCAGGACACACGUUCGGACUGACCAUGUCUUUCUUCAACUUUCGGAAAAUAUUCAAGUUGGGUCCAGAGAAGAAGAAAAAGCAGUACGAGCACGUCCACAGAGAUGUGAACCCAGAGGAGAUCUGGCAGAUUGUUGGAGAACUUGGGGAUGGAGCUUUUGGGAAGGUGUACAAGGCGCAGAACAAACAGUCCGGCAUUCUGGCUGCAGCAAAGGUGAUUGACACUAAGACUGAAGAGGAACUGGAGGAUUAUAUGGUGGAGAUUGAUAUCCUAGCAUCCUGUGACCAUCACCACAUAGUCAAGCUCCUGGACGCGUUCUACUAUGAUAGCAAACUCUGGAUUUUGAUUGAGUUUUGUGCUGGAGGAGCUGUGGAUGCUGUGAUGCUGGAGCUGGAGAGGCCUCUCACUGAGCCACAGAUCAGAGUGGUUUGUAGGCAGACUCUGGAGGCCCUGCUGUACCUGCAUGAGAUUAAAGUCAUCCAUCGGGACCUUAAAGCUGGAAACAUACUGCUCACGCUGGAUGGAGAAGUCAAACUAGCUGAUUUUGGGGUAUCUGCCAAAAACACUAAAACGCUCCAGAGAAGAGACUCCUUCAUUGGGACCCCAUACUGGAUGGCUCCAGAAGUGGUGAUGUGCGAGACUUCGAAGGACAGACCCUAUGACUACAAGGCAGAUAUCUGGUCACUGGGCGUCACACUGAUAGAGCUGGCUCAGAUUGAGCCACCCAAUCAUGAGAUGAACCCCAUGCGGGUGCUGCUGAAGAUCGCCAAGGCCGAUCCUCCUACUCUCAUGCAGCCUUCCAAAUGGUCUCCAGAGUUCAGCGACUUCCUGAAGCGCUGUCUGGAUAAGAACGUGGACAACAGAUGGAGUGCAGCUCAACUUCUUCAGCACCCAUUUGUGAGCAGUGUGACUGAUAGCAGGCCACUACGAGAGUUGAUAGCUGAGGCCAAGGCUGAAGUGACUGAAGAGAUAGAAGAAUCGAAAGAAGAAGAGGAGGACGAAGAUCAUGAAGGACAGCUGCUGCUUCCUGGACACAAGCGUGCUUCGUCUGACGCCAGUGUUGGAAGCUCUGAAGAUGAGAAGCUUUCCCAAUCACCCUCUACUUUGGAAGCAGUUCCAGAGACAACUGAGGAAGUCAGUCUCCCAAGUGUUAACAUUAAAGAUGCCAAGGUGAUUGAACCAGAAACCCCUAAAGUAGAAGCGAAUCACAUCAACGAACCACAACAGACCGCUGUUAAAGAACCUGUGGAGGUACCAUGCUCUACUGUGAAACCUCAGGACCUUAUAGAGACUGAAAUGAACACUACAGAAACUCCUGCUGAUUCUCCUGGUGUCAAACUGGAAGCUGCUUCCACUUCCCCUGUGGCAGUAAAGCCAGAGGAGGAGGUGAAACCAAAAGAACAGCCAGCAGAAGAAGGGGAGAAGGAGGUGGACACAGCUGAAAAUGUGACUAUGGUUGAGGAUAACGAUGAGGCGGUGAGGAAAGAGCCUGUCUCUGAGAUAUCUGCACCUCUUUCUGCUUUGGAUUUGAACAAACCAGUCAGUGAGGAUGCUGCAAGUCCAGUUAAGGUGUCAGUCACAGUGCCUGAGGAGAAACCUACACCUCCAAGCACUCCAGUAAAAGAAGAAGAGAAGAAAGAGAGAGAAGACGAGAAGGCUGCCAUGGAGAAAGAGCGGGAAACUCCUACGAAGCGAAGAUUUGAGAAGAAGAACUCUGAUUCAGGCAUUAGCUCUGCAGCAGAUAACAGCAGCAUAGAUCUGAAUCUGUCCAUCUCCAGCUUCAUAAGCAAAUCGAAGGAGUCAGGAGCCAUACAGGAUACAAAGCGUCAGAAGAAGACUCUGAAGAAGACCCGCAAAUUCAUCGUGGACGGAGUGGAAGUCAGUGUUACCACGUCCAAAAUCAUUACAGACAAUGAUACCAAAAAUGAGGAGAUGAGGUUCCUAAGGCGCCAAGAGCUAAGAGAGCUGAGGCUAUUGCAGAAAGAAGAACAAAGAGCCCAGCAGCAGCUCAGCAACAAACUGCAGCAGCAGAGAGACCAGAUCUACAGACGCUUUGAACAGGAAACUACGAGCAAGAAGCGUCAGUAUGAUACGGAGGUGGAGAAUCUGGAGCGGCAGCAGAAGCAGACCAUCGAGCGACUGGAGCAGGAACACACCAGCCGCCUCCGUGACGAGGCCAAGAGGAUUAAAGCUGAGCAGGACAAAGAACUCUCCAAGUUCCAGAACAUGCUCAAGAAUCGCAAGAAAGAGGAGCAGGAGUUCUUGCAGAAGCAGCAGCAGGAACUGGACAGUGCUUUGAAGAAGAUCAUUCAGCAACACAAGCACGAGCUUGCCACCGUGGAGAGGGACUGCCUUAACCACAAGCAGCAGCUACUCCGAGCACGGGAGGCAGCCAUGUGGGAGCUGGAGGAGCGCCACCUUCAGGAGAAGCACCAACUUCACAAGCAGCAGCUCAAAGAUCAGUACUUCAUGCAGAGACACCAGCUGCUCAAGAGACAUGAGAAGGAAAUGGAGCAGAUGCAGAGGUAUAACCAGCGUCUGAUCGAGGAAAUGAAGACGAGGCAGACUCAGGAGAGGACCAGACUACCCAAGAUCCAGCGCAGUGAUGCCAAGACACGUAUGGCCAUGUUCAAAAAGAGCCUACGCAUCACCUCUGUUGGGGUCACAGCCGAACAGGAGAGAGAGAAGGUCAAACAGUUUGCAGCACAGGAGGAGAAGAGGCAGAAGAAUGAAAGGCUCCAUCAGCAUCAGAAACAUGAGAACCAGAUGAGAGACCUUCAGCUGCAGUGUGAUGCUAACGUCAGAGAGCUACAGCAGUUACAGAAUGAAAAGUGCCAUCUUCUGAUUGAACAUGAGACGCAGAAGCUGAAGGAGCUGGAUGAAGAGCACAGUGCUGAGCUGAAGGACUGGAGAGAGAAACUGCGACCCAGGAAGAAGGCGCUGGAGGAGGAGUUUGCGCGGAAGCUUCAGGAGCAGGAGGUCUUCUUUAAGAUGAGCGGCGAGUCUGAGUGCCUUAACCCGUCCACACAGAGCCGCAUCUCCAAGUUUUACCCCGUCCCCAGCGUCCACUCCACAGGCUUUUAAUACACAAACAGACUCAAAAACACUACAAGCAUAGACAUGCUAAUUGCACAUAUCAGCAAAAAACUGACCAGAGGCAUUAUAACUACAGAAUACUUGAUGCACACAAGUCUGUUUUAGAACAGUACAGUUUUGACAGUUAGCUGAUACACACAUGUGCGCACACACACACACACACACUAAAAAUCAGUGUGAUUUACAUGGCAUUAUUUCUACUAUUAUGACUGAACCUUUGCUGCCUUAACCCUCUAGUCAAUAGAGGUUGAUAGAGGGGGGCUCACUUGUUCUGUAAAGAGGGUCUUUACAGCCCCUACUUUACUUUCUCUAUGGAAGGACUGAACUGUUCAUGUAUAAGCUAAACCCGCCGGGCUCAUGAAGGCUUUACAUUUAUAAACACUUAUCAACACUUAAUUUCUGUAGCAAUUUAACCCUAAGCUUGUUUAAAACUGUGAUAGAGAUAAAGUGGUGAAGGCUCGUCCUAAAACUAACAAAGCCAUUAGAAACCCUUAGAAGUCAUGAGUUUUGCUGUACUGUUCAAAUAUGAUUACAUAUUUAAACACUGAUGUAAUCAGUUGCAUUAACAUUGACUUUCCAGUCAGUUUCAGAGUCAAAUUGUCAAGUAAAUGUAAUGUUAAGUCUUUUAAAACAAGCCAAAGUACUGCAGUUAUUGGUUUGGUGUGAAUUGGUGUUCCCACCAAUGUUAAUGUAAAGUUACAUUUAAAAUUAAUCUAUACUGGCACUUGUACAGUUUGUUUACACUUGGUAUGAGUAACAGCCAUUGAGUAACAGAUUUAACAUAUUUCUGAGCUGGCCUGUGUUAAUUGCAACUACUUCUUUGACUUCUAAUGGUUAAAAAUGAGAAAAGUGAAUAAUUAAUUAUUUAGUUUUUUAACUGGUGGUUCUAGUGCCUAAGCAGUUCGUGUGCAUGCAUUGGCUUUUUUUUAAUGGACACUGACUUACACGACCCCUAGCUUUGCACUAAAAAAGACAUUUUGAUGUGAAAGUAAAAAUUUAAUGAAUGAAUGAAAAGUUCUGAUGACAAAAACACAUGAAAACAUUGCAAACUACAAUGAAAUGAAGCAAAAAUUCACUGGUAUGAAAUGCACAGUGGCUUCAGUAUGGACUAAAACCCUAUCUGGACAGGAUUAGUUUCUCAGGGGUCCUGGAGUAAUUUUCUACUUUAUUGGGGUCCUCUGUGAUUUUAAUCCCAUUUGGAACAACUCACUGGUCCAGUCCAGAUGCAGUUUUUUUUAUCACUGAGUAGAAGUGUGAACUAUUUUUCACAGACUACCCCCCUGAGAAAUGAAUCCUGUCCGGAUAGUGCUUAAGAUGACUGCACAUGCACUGAAAUUUACAGCACAAUAAAAAAAAAAAACUACAAAUUAAAAAAGGUGCAAGUAGCAAUUGUGGGUCUAAGCAAAUCAGACCCAAAGAGAGAUAAAGAACCAGAGAGCUCUGGUUUGGAAGUUAAAAACCACAAGCAAGCAAACAAAGAUAAUUUUCAGCUAAAUGAUUUAUCCUGGAGGCAUUUCGGGGAGUAUUUUUUAAGAUUAGUUUUGUUAAAUUUGAAUUAAACACAAACAAAAUCACUGAACCUGCAAGUGGCAAUUGUGAGUCCAAGCAUGAAAGCCAAUUGAGACCUAAACAAUCAAUGUUUGUGUAGAGUUUGGAGUUUGCAGAGCGCUUGGACCCUGAAUGAAUAAAAACAAAAAAAACAAAAGCCAUACUGUUGGUAUAUGCAUAUCAGUUUGAUUUUUUUUAUGCAAACCUCAGCCUAUUGUACAUCACUGUGGUAUAGAAAGUGCACCUGUAGCCGUUUUUACUAUAUGAAUAUGCAAUGUAAAACUUUGAGAAUCUGAAUGAAACAUAUCAGCCAAGUGUAGCUUCUUGUAUUUCUUUUUUUCUACAAGAGAAAAUACACUCUUACAACAUCUCAGUACCAAAUACUGUAAUGAUUUUAAGCUAGAAUGCAUGAUUUUAAUUUUUUUUGUUUUUUCUUUGAGAAUUAUCAGUAAAAUACUAUAUUUUAGUAGUUGAUAAAAAUUGAUGAAUUUGUAUAGAGCACAGUUGUAGCCUUUUGUGUUUUCAUGCCAUUUUUUUUAUCUAUGCUAACAGAAGUUAAGAGCAUGUCUGAAGUUUUUUUUGAGUUAUUACAUUUUUGAGGUAUUAAAUGAUGGCAUUAUCUAAAAGCAAGUGGAGAAGAAUAGUUUAAAAAGUUAAAUUUCCUUCAAGCUCUUUUUAAAAAAGAUGAAUGAUUUAAUACCUGUUUGGUGGGUUUUGUUUUCAUGCUGUGAUCUGAUUGAACACAAUGCUAGUGACACCAGUGAGUCUGCUAAACGUGAGACGGUGCUGUGCGCUUUCCCACAAGUUAAAAAACACACUUUUACCAGUGACUGAAUUUGUAGGUUUAUUAGAUAUGUAUGUAAUUGGACACUACGUUCAGUUCUAGCUUGGCCAGUGUGGUUUUUCAUGUAUUCGUCCUUUCAAAUUUUGCAUUUGUGUAAUCGCUCUCAAUACAUUUCUCUUCUGACUAGAAAUAUGUUUUGUAUCCAUUUCCAGUGUGUAAGAAAUGAGUAGUGUAAACAUGUAAGAAACACUGUAUUCACAUCAAUGAUCAAGUCAUUGUGAUUUUAGGAAGCUACUGUUGAUUUGCAGUCAUUUUACUGUAAUAAAACAUUUGUUAAAUAAA
Messenger RNA from Astyanax mexicanus (Mexican tetra), 6638 nucleotides. It is a transcript of the gene slkb, whose product is annotated as STE20-like kinase b. Gene Ontology annotation, molecular function: protein serine/threonine kinase activity; ATP binding. The transcript is spliced from 18 exons. Lineage: Eukaryota; Metazoa; Chordata; Actinopteri; Characiformes; Acestrorhamphidae. The coding region runs from base 893 to 3952 and encodes 1019 amino acids. Gene Ontology annotation, biological process: protein phosphorylation. The record is from RefSeq and is a predicted model, not a curated record.